UCAUUCGCCAUACAAUAAACAGUCGGUGGAAAGUGGACAGUCGGUGCGCUUCUAUGUUUACGUAUUAGUUGGUGAAAUAAAAUUGCUAAAUAUGUCUGAAUCAAAAGAUGAAAAAUUAUCAACUUUACGAGAAGUCGACUGGUUUUGCGUUGUACUUAAUCUUCAAGUGGCAAUUUCUUGUUUCUGUGGAUUACAUUUCAUUAUUUAUGAUGCCUAUUUUCUCACGACAAGUUUCAGUUUAAUGCUAAUCUUACUUUCCACAAUUGGAGUAACAGCCGGAGCACAUCGAUUAUGGGCACACAAUUCCUACCAAGCAACAACUUCACUAAAAAUAUUUCUUAUGCUUUGUCAAACAUUGGCUGGACAAACCUCCAUAUACAACUGGGUUCGUCUUCAUCGGCUUCAUCACAAAUAUUUCCAAACAGAAAUGGAUCCAUUUAAUCCUCAAAAAGGUUUCAUUUAUUCUCAUUUUAUAGCAAAUAAUUUGAAACUGAGUCCAGCGCAAGAAAAAUUGUUGGAAGAAAUCGACAUGUCUGAUUUAGAGCAAGACAAAAUUGUCAUGUUUCAGAAAAAGUAUUAUUGGUUCCUUUUUGUAAUUGUAACUUUACUUUUGCCAAUAAAUGCUCCUGUGGAAUAUUGGGACGAAACUAUUUUGAAUUCAUUCUUCAUACUUGGGUGGUUACGUUUGGGAAUUAGUUACCAUUUAACUUUACUAAUUCACAGCGCUAUAAAUGUUUUUGAUUUAAAACAAAUGGACAGGAAUUCUUAUGACAGCAAUGCAGUUUUCUUCAUAAACAAGUCUUAUUGGAUUUCUUAUCACUACAUGUCUCCUUGGGAUUACCAAACGGGUGAAUAUGGCAAAUAUGGAAGUGAUUGUACUUCAAAAUUUAUUCGAGUGUGCGCUGCUUUGGAACUUGCAACAGAUUUGAAAACAGUUGAUAGUGAAAUGAUUCGAGAAGCUUUGACUCUGUGUGUUGAUGAGAAGAAACCAAUAGAAGAAUGUUUGACACGGCUAGGAAAAAAAUCCCAUGAUAAAUUGUUAAAGCAUUAUCUAACACCUUCAAAAUUUCAUUAGAUCCUCAACAGAUUGCUUCAAAAGUCUUGGACCAUCUCUUAGAUAGUACCGAGAUAAAGUUUUUUUAACAAAAAAAUGAUUUGAGUUUUUUUUUCCGAGAUAGAGCUCAAUAAACUAUAAACAAAAAAAUAUAUCAAAACUUAUAAUCAAGUUAAUUUUUGGGAAAAAUCUGAAUUUAUUUUUACCCUUAAACUGAACGAGAGUUGGUUCGUCACUUUUGGGUCAUUCUGUAUUGUUUUUAUCAAAAUACAAUAGUGUGGUUCUGAGGUAUAUUUUACAUUGUUGUGAGCAUAGUUGUAAUAAAAUUUAUUAAGUAGA
This is a messenger RNA of Tribolium castaneum (red flour beetle), 1393 nucleotides long. RefSeq lists its product as uncharacterized. Bases 92 to 1075 code for a protein of 327 amino acids. The record is from RefSeq and is a predicted model, not a curated record. Lineage: Eukaryota; Metazoa; Arthropoda; Insecta; Coleoptera; Tenebrionidae. Gene Ontology annotation, biological process: unsaturated fatty acid biosynthetic process. The transcript is spliced from 5 exons. Gene Ontology annotation, molecular function: iron ion binding; stearoyl-CoA 9-desaturase activity. Gene Ontology annotation, cellular component: endoplasmic reticulum membrane.